GGUAGGCAGCAAUUUUGAGAAACGAGGGAACAAGAAUCAAGAACCAAGCAAGCGAUGCUUUUUCGAAAAAUCAGUUGCCUUUGUGGUAUCUAGAAAGAAUUUUGGUCAUUUUGGUCUCAGCGCCACUUUCUCUUUUGAGUCAUCAUACGUUAGUCGAUUACUAUUUUCUGUCUCUUCAUCGUUUUGCAACUCAGGCUACAUCAUGUCAUUUGAUAACAGCUUAAGUCGAUUAAGCUCAAGCGAAAAUGUAGCAUCCCCUCUUCGUAAGAAAUCUAUACUUGCUCUCGCAAAUACAAAGGAAACUGUCGAGACAGUUAUUAACGAUGAUGAUGCAGAAAGAAGAGAGCUCAGAAGGAAGUCCUUCGUGCCUGAUCCAGCAGGCACUCCGGCAGCACCUGAAUCGGCUAACCGAAGGAAGUCCCUUGGUCUUGGUGCUUGCAGUGGGCUUUCAAGUGCACAGCUGGCAGAACAUUAUGCAAGCUGCAUCAAGCUUUCCACAGAAAAUAAAAUUACUGUGAAAAAUGCUUUUAGUCUACAGCUUAUUGACUAUAUGUCAAUGAUGUUAAAACGUCAUGAUAACAAAAUGGAAGAUUUCCAGGUGGCUAGCUGCACUCUCGAUGCUAGCACAAAGAUCUACAGCUUCAGAGUAGAUGCUGUGCAUUCUGAUGUAGUCCAAAUGGCUAGCAACAUCGGGCGUGUGGACGCUAAUAAGAAGAAGAGGGCCUCAGAGGAAGAUGGCAAUGUAGGAGAUGGUGGGGAAAUGGACCAUGAUGAUGGUGAUGGACCUCAAUCCCAAGCAUUAAAGAAAUUGAAAAAGAAAUCUCGGAAGCACAAGAGUGCUCUUGCUGACAAGCCAGAUUCUCUCAAACGGAAGCAGCUGAUUUACCAGACUAUGGACCCUUUUCUUGUCCGUCUUUCUGCGAAUCUUGCUGUAUCUCAGAGUGGGGAGUGUCCUUUUCACCAUUCAUUAAAGUAUCGGGAAACUGCAGCUGUCAAAGAUGAUGGGAAAUCGGCUCAGGAGAAACUGGUGGAACUUCCCCCCUUGCCAGAUCUAAAAAACCUGGAGAUAUGCCCAUCAUUUCGAGACUUUAAAUUCUCUGGAUGGGUACCAGAGAAUGACCCAAGACCUGCAUUGGACCUACCACCACCACCGCCACCCCAACAGCCGCUAGCAGACUUAAAUGAUGAUCAUGUAUUUGAUAUGAACCAAACUCCCGAACCAAUACCUGAUGUGGACUUUGGAGGUGGAGGCGGAUUGGAUAAUAAUGGAUUGGAAUCAGAUGAUGAAGAAUUCUAUGCAGCUCCUGAUGCCCUUAACAGAGCAGCAGCUAAGCUUGCAAGGCAACCAGCCAACGUUGUAGAUUUAAAGCAGCAUCUUUCUGCUGUUCCUCUUGAAUAUUCUUACUUCCAACAGAGCAUGAUGUCUCUUUGGGCCGGUCCUGCGCACUGGAAAGUCAAACCAUUACGGAAAGAUAAAGAAAAGGAUGUUGCUGUUACCAAGCAGACCAAAAAGCGUACCAGAAAAGAAUUAGAACUCAAUUUCCAAGAUGAAAGCGAUGAGAUUCAAAAACAUUUUGGGAGCACUGCUAAUAAACUUAACAAGAAGACUAUUCAGGGUUGGGCUUCUGAUCGUAUUACAAACCCCCAUGAUAUUCAUUAUGAUGCUAAUAGAAUAACUUGUUUAUUUAUCCGUGAGAGUAUUUCAGUUAAAGCUUGUGAUGACUCAGCGGCCCCUGAAGUAGAUGAGGGGGUUGGGGAUUACCAAUAUGACAACCCCACUGAUCAAGCUAGCUUUUGUCCCAAUGUGCCUGCUGCUCAAGAUGAUGAUGAUGACCAUGACAAUGGAGCGGAUCUUGGUGAUGGCAUGGCUCAUGAGGAUGAGGAUAUGUUCCAAUCACAAGAUGGGCAUGUUGACAUUGAGGCCCAAGAGCAUGAAAUUGGUGCUUUUACUGGUGAUAACCUCAUUGCUGCUCCAAACAAGGUGGCUAAAAUUUAUAUUCCUUACCAAAUGAGAGCAAAGAAAAUGGACAUGAAAAAAUUGAAAGGAGCCAUGUGGGGAGUUUUAACCCAUUCAUCUGAGUUUGAUCUUGAAGACAGCCAGAAGGCUGAAAAAUCAAGAAUGGAAGACACAGUGACUUUCAGAACUUUAUAUGACACAUUGCCUGUCAGUCUCCCUCAGAAGAUGACCGAAAAUCUCAGCUGCCCACUAGCAUUUGUCGGCCUGCUUCAUUUGGCUAAUGAAAAAUGCUUAGAUAUUAGAGGAGUUCCUGAUCUGUCCGAUUUAACCAUUUCCCAAGGAUAAUAUUUAAGUUUUGUACCUGUCUUUAAGAAUAACCAUUCUUGAAGAGCUGCAAUUUUAUAAAGGAAAGAUCUGUAUUUUUCUCUCAGGUCUGUAAUCAAGUCAAUGUCUUAUUCUCUUAAUGGAUAAAAAUUUCUCUCUUGUGAUUACAUUUGGCUUUUUUAAGAUUUAGCCUUUGCAAAACAGUGUAAUGGUUUCGCUGGAGGGCCAGCAAUAAAUUAAAUGAUUCCUGUUAAGUUCAAAUGUCAAAAGUUUAAAGGAAAAAAGGGAAAGCAAAUAUAUACGUGUACAUAACUAUUUUUAAAAAAAUUAUGUGUUUUACAGUUUGUAUAAUUGAUAUAUUGGAGCAAAUGUCUGAAAGCAGUGCCUCUGUUCCUUAUUUAUUAUUUUAAAAAUUAAAUUAAUCCUGAAUGGUCUUUCUAAAGUUUUAUUGUCACAAUAAAGGUUUUCAUUAUUUUAUAAAGAA
Molecule: messenger RNA, 2765 nt
Organism: Thrips palmi
Lineage: Eukaryota; Metazoa; Arthropoda; Insecta; Thysanoptera; Thripidae
Gene: barr
Product: condensin complex subunit 2
Exons: 12
Coding region: 203-2302 (699 amino acids)
Biological process (GO): mitotic chromosome condensation
Cellular component (GO): condensin complex
Molecular function (GO): chromatin binding
Source: RefSeq, a predicted model, not a curated record